AUGGACGACCAAAACGGCAACGCUGGCACCGCCGCCGGCCGUCUUAACGCCUUGGACGCCACCGUAGACACCCUUACUCUUCUGAGAAGCUUGCCCGAGCCUCCCAUAGAGUCCCAGGUGUGCAUUGUUGGUGCUGGUCCUGCAGGUCUCAUGUUGGCUGCCAACCUCAGUCGUUUCGGUAUCAAAGUCGAGGUAAUUGACGACAGAGCCGAUCAGACGCCUGUUGGAAGAGCAGACGGACUCCAGCCCAAGACGAUCGAGACCUUCCGCCAAAUGCGCCUGGCUGACCCUUUGCUGCUACGAGGCGUUCGCGUUUACGAUAUUUCCUUCUGGCGAAGCACCGCCGACGAGCCUCUCCACAGACUCGGCCGCGAGGUUCACUACCCUCCCGUUAUUGACGUCUUGGAUCCCUACAUUCUCUUGGUGCACCAGGGCAUGGUCGAGGGUCUCUUUAUCGAUGACCUGAAGAAGCGUGGAGUUGAGGUGCGAAGAAACACGGCGUUCGAGUCCUACAGCGUGCCGGAAAACAAGGCUGGACCCCUCCAGAUCAACUGCCGUACGAACGUCACUCAAGAUCGGAGGACGAUCUUGACGCAGUACUUGGUCGGAUGUGACGGAGCACACUCGAAGGUCCGCAAGAGCAUCCCGGAUGCGCGGGCAAUUGGUUUGUCCCAGCCCGCCAUCUGGGGUGUUCUCGACGGCGAGCUGAUCACCGACUUCCCGGAUAUCUGGUCCAAGACGCUAGUCUACUCGCAGGAGUAUGGCUCUAUUCUGAUCAUUCCCAGGGAGAGGAACAUGACUCGCUUCUACAUCGAGUUGAAGGCAAACCCAAAGGCGGACAAGCGAGAGCUUGGCCAGGAGUUUGUCAUGGCUCGUGCGAAGAAGAUUAUGGCUCCGUUCGAGGUCGACUGGAAGUACAUUGAGUGGUUUGGUCGCUACCAGAUUGGUCAGAGAGUGGCCAGCCGGUUCUGCGAUAACCACGUCAGAGCAUUCCUUGCUGGAGACGCCAGUCACACGCACUCCCCAAAGUCUGCUCAGGGUAUGAACACCUCUAUGCACGACUCUUGGAACUUGGCUUGGAAGCUCAACCUGUCCAUCCGCGGACUGGCCAAGCAAGCGCUGCUUGAGAGCUACGAGGAAGAGCGAAGAAAAAUCGCUGUGGACCUCGUUAACUUUGACUACGAGCAUGCCAACCAGAUUGCUGGUGGUGAUGCCGUUGCACUGGCAGAGAACUUCAAGACGAACGUCCGUUUCAUCUCUGGUAUCGGUGCCGAGUACGCCGAGAGCCUCCUUAAUAGGCCCGACCCCCAGGGUCUUGUCAUGGGAGACGCCAGGCCGGGUUGCUUGCUUCCCCCGGCCAAGGUGACCCGGUAUAUCGACUCUAACCCCGUUGAUAUCCAGCUUGACAUUCCCAUGCUUGGCCAAUUCCGCAUCUACCUCUUGAUGUGGGAUAUCCAGGCGUCAAGCCCCUUCUUGGAGACCUUCUGCCAGUCAAUUGCAUCGGCCAACUCGUUCAUCAGCAAGCUCUCUGCUUCUGCCAGCGCUUCCUAUGCCGCGCAACCUAGACUACCCUCUCCUGAAGAUAUCUACUACCGACCUGAGCGGUACACGGCCGUCAGCCAUCUCUUCACAUUUGCCUUGAUUACGACCAUGCCGAAGACCGAUGUGGAGAUUUCAGACCUGCCGGCUCUCCUGCAGGACAGCCGAUGGACGUUCUAUCUGGACGACAUCCCAGAGCAGGACACACGCGGCCAGCUCUGCACCAACAAGUGGCUCGGCAGUCUCGGCCCCGGUGAGGUCUCCAUCGUGAACGUACGACCCGACGGCUAUGUUGGCUCCGUCGGUAGGUGGGACUCGAGCAUGGAUGACGCCGGCGAGGAGGCUGCCCGCUGGCUGGAUGCGUACUACGACGGCUUCCUCCAGCUGCCCAACGGCUCAUCUCCCACCCCGACCGCGACCCCCAUGGCUACUUAG
This is a messenger RNA of Colletotrichum karsti, 1974 nucleotides long. RefSeq names its product FAD binding domain-containing protein. Gene Ontology annotation, molecular function: FAD binding. The transcript has 4 exons. NCBI's taxonomy places the organism in Eukaryota, Fungi, Ascomycota, Sordariomycetes, Glomerellales, Glomerellaceae. The record is from RefSeq and is a predicted model, not a curated record. The coding region runs from base 1 to 1974 and encodes 657 amino acids.